AGGACUCGGGGCCCAGACGCAUCGACCAGCUCGCUGGGGCCAGUCGCCCAGCUGCCACUGCUGCCCAUGGGGAACAGCCACUGCGUCCCUCAGGCCCCCAGAAGGCUCCGGGCCUCCUUCUCCAGAAAGCCCUCGCUGAAGGGCAGUAGAGAGGAUGGCACGAGGAAGCUGGCUGGCCUGUUUGGCACCGGGGCCCGAGCCGAGGGGGACGCCACCGCCGACAAGUUCUUCUACUACAUCCCUGGGACGGACCUCCCCGGCCUGGAGAGCCAGCGGGAGCACCUGGACCAGCCCCUGCUGAGCGUCUUCAAGAAGGGGCGGCGCAAGGUGCCCGUGAGGAACCUGGGCAAGGUCGUGCACUACGCCAAGGUCCAGCUGAGGUUCCAGCACAGCCAGGAUGUCAGCGACUGCUACCUGGAGCUCUUCCCUUCCCACCUCUACUUCCAGGCCCACGGUUCGGAGGGACUCACUUUCCAGGGGCUGCUACCGCUGGUGGAGCUGAGCAUCUGCCCGCUGGAGGGGCCCAGGGAGCACGCCUUCCAGAUCACAGGCCCGCUGCCCGCUCCGCUGCUGGUGGUCUGCCCCAGCGCGGCCGAGCUGGGGCUCUGGCUCUACCACCUGGAAAAGCAGACGGCGCUCCUGGGAGGGCCGCAGCGCUGCCACUCGGCGCCCCCACAGGGUGCCCCUGAGGACGCGCUCCCCUGGAGUCUGCAGCACAGGCUGACCCAGCUGCGGACGGCGUGGGGGCGCCCGGCGGUGGGCAGUGCCAUCUGCGCCUCAAGGGUCAAGCUGCAGCACCUGCCAUCACAGGAGCAAUGGGACCGCCUCCUGGUCCUGUACCCCACGUCCCUGGCCAUUUUCUCUGAGGAGGCUGACGGGCUUGGCUUUAAGGGGGAGCUGCCGCUCAGCGCCAUCCACAUCAACCUGGAGGAGAAGGGGAAGCAGAUCCGCUCCUUCCUGAUCGAAGGCCGCCUCAUCAACACCAUCCGCGUGCUGUGUGCCAGCUACGAGGACUACAACCACUGGCUGCUCUGCCUGCAGACCGUCUCCUGCAGGGAGGGGGCGCCCCUCCUGCCCGGCCCCGAGAGCCUCCCGGGGCUGCGGGCGCCCACCCAGGUCCUGGGCAGUGGCCGAGGCUCGCUCUCCUCGGAUGGACAGACCAGCUGGGACUCAGGGUGCCCAGCAGCCGCCUCCACCCGCACCAGCCGUUCCCUCCCCGAGUGCUCAGCACCGCCCACAGCCGGCUGCCCCGCCCUGCCUGCACCUGACCAGGCCGGCCCUGGCUGCACCAGCAGCAGUGGGCAGAAGGCGGAGCUCAGGCGGGGCGGCAGCAGUCGCCUACCCAGAAGCAAGGCCAGGGGCGAAGGGCCCAGCUCAGCCUCCCCGCUGCACCUGGACCUGACCAAGGUGACCAGGCUGAGCCUGGAGGGCGACCCGGAGGCCCCAUACCACUCACUGGAGACGCCACACUCCCCGCUGUACGCCGACCCCUACACGCCGCCUGCCACCUCCCACCACAAAGUCCGAGACGUCCGGGGCCUGGACGAGUUCCUCGCCGCCGUGAAGAGCUCCCGCAGCCCCGAGCCCCCGAGCCGGUUCCCCGCCGUCCCCGUGUCCGUGCCGGUCCCUGACCCCAGCGCUGCAGCCUCCGGCCCCCGCCCGCUCUCCAGGAAGGGUGCCCUGCAGGGCCGAGCCUCCCAGCGGCACCGGGGCUCCCCCAAGGGCCGAGAGCCCCAGCCCCCCGACUCCCCGCAGCUCGUCGCCCCUCCCAGGGGAGUUUCUCCCAAGCCCCUGCCGCGCCCCCCAGACGGCGAGCCCCCCAGGAGCUAUGACAACGUCUGGGACAAGGCUCUGUCCCCCCCCCACCAGCAGCGGCCCCGUGGAGCCACCGAGGCCGACGGGGGGCUCCCGCAGUGGAUCUGAUGGGCCCCGGGCAGCCGUUUCCCAGGACUACCUGCCCGUGCCAGGCCUGCAGCGUCUCCAGCAAGGCCUGGUUGCUAUGGGGCCAUCGGCCGACCACCCCCCGCCCAACACCCAGGCAGGGUCUGACCCCGGGGGUGGAGAGGGUGUCGGACCCCUGAGUCUUCUAGGCUCUGGAGGGGCCAAGAGGACGCCCUCUCCCUGAGGACGCCCAAACCGGUGCAGCGGGACCGCAGACCCCAGCAGGACACCCAGAGCGGCCGAAGCCUGGCCCGUGCCCAGGGACAGAGUGAGGGAGGGGCUUGCUGGGGCCUCACCUGGGAAUGGGAGGACAGAGCAGGGGCGAGGUCAGAGGGCCAAGAAAGUUGGGUUAGCGAGGGUCGGAGUACGUGAGGCCACGAGGUCAGAGGUGGCGAGGUCCGAGGUGGGAGGGUUGCCUGGGCACGUGCGGGUGGGGAGGUGAUGCCCAGGAGAAAGGAACGAGAGACGAAACAAGAAGGAAGAGAAGGAAACUUUA
This is a messenger RNA of Phyllostomus hastatus (greater spear-nosed bat), 2437 nucleotides long. RefSeq names its product pleckstrin homology domain containing N1 (gene PLEKHN1). The transcript has 16 exons. Gene Ontology annotation, molecular function: phosphatidic acid binding; cardiolipin binding; phosphatidylserine binding. NCBI's taxonomy places the organism in Eukaryota, Metazoa, Chordata, Mammalia, Chiroptera, Phyllostomidae. Bases 67 to 1923 code for a protein of 618 amino acids. Gene Ontology annotation, cellular component: cytoskeleton; mitochondrial membrane. Gene Ontology annotation, biological process: 3'-UTR-mediated mRNA destabilization; response to hypoxia; positive regulation of apoptotic process. The record is from RefSeq and is a predicted model, not a curated record.